Messenger RNA from Chilo suppressalis (striped riceborer), 2795 nucleotides. The record is from the annotation of a GenBank genome assembly. Lineage: Eukaryota; Metazoa; Arthropoda; Insecta; Lepidoptera; Crambidae.
UAGUUAGUAAUUGACAUUUCUACAAUAUUGAUAAAUACUUCUUUCAAAGUUAUUUAAAGUUGUGACUAGUUAAUUUUAAUCAUAGUUAAAAAAGCAAAAUAUUCUGACAAAUAAUGACUUUGAGAGGGAAUCAAGGAAUUGACGUCGACUCGAUUGACACGGAGGACGAAGACGCUGUGGAUUUCGUAAAUUCCGUAGAACUUAUACGGCGAUGUUCAAAAGAGGAAAAGAUAGAUACCUCUUGGGAGAACUGUUUCAAUAAGUCCUUUUCUGAGCAACAUAAGGAUAUAAACAAGACACCUCCGUUCGUGAGCAUCAUGAUAACAGACGCUGGAAGUCCUAACAAUAGCUGUAGCCCCUCCAAGAGUGAACCUGUCUUGACAGUCAACUGUAGUGAAGCCGACGUAAGUCUUUUCUCCGCAAAUGACUACGACUUGUACGAAUCUACGUCGAAUGAGGACUCUGAACAUUAUGUACGCAGUAAACGCCACAGAUGUAAGUCCAACGGUGACGUACAGGAGAUCAGACCCUUGAAAAAGACAAAAUGCAUCAGCUCGACGAGUACAUACGACUUGACAGAACUGGAAUCUUCGCCCAGCGCAACAUCGAGUCAGUUGACUAGUGCCUCUGAGAUGUCCUUCAAGUCCAUCAAUAGCAAUCAUUCCCUAAAAGUUCGAAAACGGUGGUUGAAAUCCGAAUCGAACUUAUUCAGAGACGCGCUGCAGAGAUCCAGAAGAACUUUUAACAUGAGUGGAACGCCGAAGAAGGAAAAGAGCCAUCGUCGGGGAAAAGCGAAAUCUUGGCGGUUUGUUGAUCUGUGCACAUGGAUCGGGAGAAAGGGCUAUCAAUCCAUCACAGGCCUAUACUCUGAAAUGGUCAGAGAGCCAAUAGACCGAAGGGACAACGUGAAGAACGAGGAGAUCACUGAGCUCCGGAGACAUCUCGAGGAGGUCGGCGUCAAGCAGACGAGGCUUACGCAAGAGAAUCAGAUGCUACACGACCAGAUGAAGAGCAUGAUGAGCAAGAUGCAGGAGUUAGAAGAGAGGCUUAAACGCCACGAAUGCCAGCCGAAGCCCCCGCCUCCGUCAGCGGCGCCCCCUCCCCCUCCGCCGCCACCACCGCCGCCGCCCCCGCCCCCUCCCCCGCCUCCUGCGACAGGGACAGGCAAGCUGACUCGCUCGCACACUAUACCAAGGUGUGGGUCAGCGCCGCCCAGGAUAGUUGGCCCGCGACUCACCAUCACGCCUCAAGAUAUAGCCAACGUGAAGCUUAGGAAGGCAAAGGAUAACCCGGUUCGAACGAAGCCCGCCGUGAAGGAGCCUCAGCCCUUAGUGACGCAGCAGAUGCUGCAGAGCACGCGCGCCAAGCUCGGCCGCUCGCGACCAGUCGCUGCCUCCACGCCGAAGCAACUACUCACAGAGUUGGAGAAAUGCCUAUUGCAGGAGUCUUCUACCUCAUCCCUGUACAAACGUCGCACGACCCGCGGCUCGUUCCGUAGCGCGGAGGAGCUUCGCGCGCGCCCCUACCCCGCCACCAGCGUGCCGCACCCCCCCUCCCCCCGCUGUCUACGAUCACCCCAUUCACCCCGCGUGCCUCGCUCGCCUAGAAACAACUGCGGCGAACAACGGUCUUCGUCCCUCCCCCGCGCGGUUCACUUAUCACCGUUUCAUUUCAACGCUCGCUCCGUAUUGAAAUAGGUAGUUAGCAGGAACUGAGCCGGCUGUCUGAGCUCACCACACUCUUUAUGCUCAAUCCUCGCGUACAAUACUUUCCUCGUAACAACUGCGUUGAACCGCGCUCCUUGUCCCUCCCCCGGGCGACACCGUACAAUUUCAACUAGCUCCGUACUAAAGUAGUUGGUAGGGACUAGCUCCGUACUAAAUUAGUGCCGGUACGCGUCCGUCUUCCCCGCAGUGUCUACGAUCGCCUCAUUCGCCCCGCGUGCUCCUCUCGCCUAGAAACAACUGCGGCGAACAACGGUCUUUGUCCGUCCCCCAUGCGACUCACAUUUCACCGUUCAAUUUCAGCGUUUGCGCCGUACUUAAAUAGUUGGUAGGAAAGGCGCGGGCACCAGAACUGAACAGUUUACGCUCGUCUCGCGUACAAUACUCUCCUUGUAGCAACCGCGCUUCUUGUCCGUCCCCCGGGCGACAACGUUCAAUUUCUACAUUCGCUCCGACGGAAUCGGAAAUCUGAAGGAAUUUGUUAUAUUGAGGUUGCACUGUAUACCUAUUGUAAAUUGUAGUAUCUACUAAUAAUAUAUUUUGUAAUUUAUACUUGACAUCAUGAGAAACUGUUAGGUAUUUAUUGAAAACGCAUUAAUUAAUGCAUUCAUGACAUUAAAACCGUUAUAAUUAUUAUUUUCGAUACUUUUAAGGUACGGGUACCUAGAAUAUUUAAAUAAUGUUGUCAUGUGAUAAUAUAUUUUUUUAUUUAUACAGCUAGAACUGGGAGCAUUUGUCUAAAUGUCUAAAUAAAACACUACUUAAAUGACUGAAGCGGCUACGUUUUAAAAUGUAGUUAGUGGAAAUCAUGUUACAAAAAAUUCAGUAUCUGUAAAAAAUAUUUUUUAAGAACCCCGAAAUUUGAUUAUAUUUUUUUGGACAUUUUAAUUUCAAUUGAACCUUCAAAAUAAAUAUUUUAACUGUGAAUAUUGUUUUGUACAUAACGUAAAUGUAAUUUUGUAUGUAGAUCAUUAUUAUGAUUAUAUAUUUAAUUUUUCACUUAACGUUGAUAAAUCUCCAAUGUGCAUUAUUGAUGAAAAUGUGAUUAAUAUUAAAUAAAGUGAUACAAUG